Messenger RNA from Seriola dumerili (greater amberjack), 4493 nucleotides. RefSeq names its product ubiquitin specific peptidase 53 (gene usp53). The coding region runs from base 883 to 4008 and encodes 1041 amino acids. The transcript is spliced from 17 exons. Gene Ontology annotation, cellular component: cell-cell junction. NCBI's taxonomy places the organism in Eukaryota, Metazoa, Chordata, Actinopteri, Carangiformes, Carangidae. Gene Ontology annotation, biological process: protein deubiquitination; response to auditory stimulus; sensory perception of sound. Gene Ontology annotation, molecular function: cysteine-type deubiquitinase activity. The record is from RefSeq and is a predicted model, not a curated record.
UCAGCGGACUGCAGCAGAGCCGCACACGCCUCUGAAAACCGGAAUAUAUUGGCAAGUGGACGGAGACUGCUGCUGUUUUCGAAGUGGAAUUUCUGAGAGAAAAUAAACCCCACAAAAGCCAGAGAGAGUGAAGUUUCAACGGCGAAAACAUAACACUUUGUUUUGUGGUAUGUGUUUUAGUUUCCAGCGUCUCUCCAGUGAAGUACAUUUCAACCAGCGGCUCCUACGGCUUCUCAGUUCCUCCCCCGAAACUCCACCAAAAUACUUGUUCUAAACUCUUGGUCUAGCCACAUUGGAGGAUAUUACCACACUUUGUUUUAUUGUUCUCUCUGAGCCCAGCUGUGUUUGCUGUCCAGCCUGGAUAAAACUUUACUAUGGAUGAACCUCUUAAAGGGACAAUUGACUGCAGCUGAAUAUCUUCACUAGCAUCAGGACCAUGUGGCAAAGUUUGCUUACAGGAGUCCACCUUCUUUUCUGAAGUUGUUGUGAAGCUUUGUGCCGAACCAUCAAGACUACAGGAUGACCGAGGCGUGUUCCCCUGUGGUCAAAGUGGAUCUCAUCAGAAGCAUCAUACAGCGGAUCAUCAUAAGCUUCCCAAAACGAAGACUUGGAUUGUAAUUUUUUUGUGCUCUCAUUUAACUUUUUAUUUUUUUGCAUUGCAAAGACUUUUAAAUUGCAGAUAAAGUAAAAGAGACUUCUAUAUGAGCUGCAGAAAUGCUCUAGAAACCCAUGUGUAGCAAGACAGCUGCUGCAGCUCGUGGAAUUACGUAGCCCCAGACUGUUGGGGACUCACUCCUUCAGGGGCCAAGGGAUCUGAUCCCAGCCCCAACCUGCCCUGUCAUCUGACCAUCCCACCUGUCUGAAGGCAGACCCCGCUGUCCAAUGGCAUGGGUCAAGUUCUUCAGGAAGCCGGGGGGGAAUUUGGGGAAAUCGUACCAGCCGGGGAGCAUGCUGUCUCUUGCCCCCACCAAAGGAUUGCUGAAUGAGCCAGGCCAGAACAGCUGCUUCCUCAACAGUGCUGUGCAGGUACUAUGGCAGCUGGACAUUUUCAGACGCAGCUUGCGGCAGCUACCUGGACACUUCUGUUUAGGAGAAUCGUGCAUCUUUUGUGCGUUAAAGGGCAUUUUCUCCCAGUUCCAGCACAGUCGGGAGCGAGCCCUGCCCUCUGACAACCUGCGUCACGCCUUGGCAGAGACCUUUAAGGACGAGCAGCGCUUCCAGCUGGGCUUCAUGGAUGAUGCCGCAGAGUGCUUUGAGAACAUACUAGAGAGGAUCCACCUGCACAUUGUGCCUGAGGAGACAGAUGCCUGCACUUCAAAGUCUUGCAUCACGCAUCAGAAGUUUGCUAUGUCACUUUAUGAGCAGUCUGUGUGCCAUAGCUGUGGGGCAACUUCCGACCCACUGCCGUUUACUGAGCUGGUGCAUUAUGUCUCUACCACCGCACUCUGUCAACAGACGCUGCAGCGCAGAGACGAGUCUUUCGGGGAUCUGUUACAAGCAGCAAGUACGAUAGGGGACCUUCGUAACUGUCCAAGCAACUGUGGCCAGAGGAUUAAUAUCAGACGGGUCCUCAUGAACUCCCCAGAGAUAGUUACCAUAGGCUUCGUCUGGGACUCUGACCAGUCUGACCUCACUGAGGAUGUUAUCCGCUCGCUUGGACCUCAUCUCAGUCUCUCUGCACUCUUCUACAGGGUAACAGAUGAACAUGCCAAAAAGGGAGAGCUGCUGCUCGUUGGGAUGAUCUGCUAUUCCAGCCGCCACUACUGUGCCUUUGCAUUCCACACCAAAUCUUCCAAAUGGGUCUUCUUUGACGAUGCAACAGUGAAAGAGAUCGGCUCCAGGUGGAAAGAUGUGGUCAGCAAAUGUAUCAAAGGUCAUUUCCAGCCUCUCCUCCUCUUUUACUCCAACCCUGACGGGAGUGCUAUCACCGCGGCUGAUGCCUCAAGACAAAACAGCAGCCAGUCCCAAGUGCAAGGCCUUGAAUCUCCAGUGCCAGCCCCUAAGAAACUGGACCUCACCAGGGAGAAUCUGAAUGCUCUGUUGAGCCAAGGCUCUUUCAAACAGAAGACCCCUUCAACCUUCAGCAGGGGCAGCGCUCAGACCAGCGGAGGACGGGGACCAGUGAAAAUUGCCACCAGUGAUCCCAAGAGUCGCCUCAGGGAGAUUUCUCGAGAAGUUGCCCAGAGAGCAGGAGAGGUGAGGGGGAUGCAUCAGUCCAGAAGAGAACCAGAUAGGAGUGGUCAACGGAGGCUGGAUUCUCGUUACAGAGAUCCAGGUCAGGACAGGACCUACUCCCGCUCUGCCUCCCCUCCAGAGAAUGGCUUCAAACAACACCUGGAGACUCGACUGUACAGUAGCCAAGGAAAAGGUCCCACUCGGGCUGAGCGAACACCCCAUUUUGGCGGUCGGUCCUCCCAUGAACCCUCUCGCUCUCACUCCAGAGUCCAAGUGCUACCCACUGUGCCCAGUGCCAGCAGUGGCCAUCAUAGCCGGAGACUAGACCAGCUGUCCAACGGAUAUGAUACUGACAGCAGCCAAGACUCCAGAGAGCGUCCUGGAAGUGGAGGGAACAGUCGCAACAGCAGGUCUAGCCGCCCGUGGAAGCCCAUGCGGGAGGCGCUAAAUGUGGACAGCGUUUUAAGUGCCAUCGGUGAUGGUAAUUCAGUAAGUCAGGAGCGAAGGCAGCACAGCCCCCGGAGAAGACCAAGCAGUCAGUCACCCUCCCGUGACCGAGAGCGAGACAGAGAUUUUACGUGGGGAGGGCGGGAAGAACGUAAACCCAAGAGCUUGAUGACCAUCUAUGAGGACGAGCAGAGGCAUGAAACUGGUGGCAGCCGAAGCUCGCUGGACUCAGAUGGCCGGGGCGGCUACAGUGACAAGGACAGGUCAAAGGGCUCAGCAACUCUGAAAGUGCGGAAUGACAACUGGAAGAUCCAACGAACUGAAUCUGGAUAUGAAAGUAGUGACAGACUAAGCAAUGGCUCAGCAAAUCUUGACUCACCUGUGGUAGAGAACCUUUCUUCCAAGGACCUGCGGCCCAUACCUGAACUGCACCUGACAAGGGAUCACUUCCCUCAGAAAAGCAGUGAUGAUUUGAAGGCUGACAUACUGCGCUCUACAUUUUCCACUGGUGAACAAGGAAGAAAAUCUCCAGAUCUACAAGAUGCAAACAUCCUCUCUGGUCAGCCCAUACAAAGAAGAAGAGCCUUCCGAUACACUCCUGGGAUCUUAGAAAAGAACAAUGGUCUGGACAGCGAACAAGAGGAAAAUGUGGAUAGUAGCCCUGUGAGCCCUGUGCCUCCUUACUUAGCAAAGACCAGCAGUUCUGAGUGGAACAGCUCAGAUGACCUUACUGGACCUUUCUCGGAACAAGAAGAGACUGGCACUGUUGCCCACAUAGACUCUUUCAUGCACAACCACCCCCCCCCUUUACCCCCCAAGACCUUUGGCAGCAGUCACACUGACCCAUCUGGCGUCCACUCCCAACCCCGGGAGGUGCCAACACGGUCGAGCCCCCGCAAUGAACCCAAAAAUGGCUCAUCCCCCCUCUCGCACACCACCCUCCGUCGGUGGAUUGAGACACCUGCCGAGCACAGGCUUUCAUCCGGCGCCAGCUCCAAGUCGGGGUCAUCGGACCAAGACAGGAAUGAUCUGUCGGCCAGUGAGAGCGACGAGAGGUUACCCAGUCCAAAGCCUGGACACGAUGAUGGUACCGACUCCCCUACUCUGUCAGAUAUGGUUCUACCCACCACCUACUUUUCUGUGGACAACUGUAUGACAGACACUUACCGGGCCAAAUACCAUAAGAGGCCUGCCUUGUACAUGAAAGCAGAGGACCAUGCGUCAUCAGGGGAGAGUGAUGCUGAAGGGAGAGGGCUCUCUUUGCAAGAUGUUCAGCCACCGGAGCCUUCCAAAAGCCGAUCAGAAUCAGGCUUUUCUACCACUAAGACUACUGCAAAGUGGAAUCCAGUUACUCCAAAAGGACUUGAUGAGCAUGGUUUCCUAUGAUUUAAACAACAGCAUUAAUAGACCUUGACUGGAUGCCCAAUGGAAUUGUUAUGCACUAUGACUGCUACAUGGUUUGACUCCUUCUAACUGGGAUGUGUAUUUGUUUGUUAUAACAGAAAGUUUGACACGAACUGGAUGCCAAAGAGAUUGUAAAAGAACGACAGGUGUCCUUAAUAGCUGUCAGGCUGUUUUGGUAUGAACUACUAAAAGCUUUGAAUGAAAAGUGAAUUUGCACAAUAGAUAGCACCAGAAAGGUACAGAAAAAGAAACACGCCUAAAACAUCAUGCUUGUGCUUUUAGAGCUCAAAAGUAAAGGUUAGGUUUGUAAAGAAUGUGUCAUAAAACGUCACUUUACCACACAAGAGAUUAAAAGAUUUAUUUUACGUGACGAAAUAACCAAUGUUUUGCAGUUCUACUUUCUCACACUCUAUGGAAUGCUUUAUUUGUGUGUUCAACUACUCCCAUUUCAGUGUUAUGAGGUGUCU